AUGUUUACUAUCAUCGAACAAAUCUUUAAAGUUAAAAAUAUCAUUAUUCUCAGCUGGACUGUAGAAGAAAUUUUGUGCAAGUCAUUAUGGUAUCAUAAUUUGGUUAUAAUUGAGAUCAAUUUCAUUAACAGGAAUAAAUUCAAUUUAAUUUGUAUACUUAUACUAAUUCUCGGCUGUUGGUAUGUUAAAACUGCUUCCGUCAAAAAUGAUGAUAGUAAUGAUGUGGAAACGUCUGAAUCUAGUGAAGUUACAAAUACUUUAGAAUACGAAGGAAAAGAAGAUGAAGUAGGUGAACAAGAUAAAGUCACAGAAGAAAUAGAUUUUAAUUCAAUAGAAUUAUACAAUUCUUCGGCUGAUGAAGAAACUCAAUUAGAACCAUUAAACCAAAAUCAGGUUGAGAUUCCAACAAACGGCUCGAACGACAAUGAAGAAAUAAUUACUGCUCUACACAUCAAAUCAAGUAACUUUGAAAAUGAAAAUGAAAUCGUUAUUACAGAAAGUAGUGAAUCACAACCAUUACUGAAUACGAUAACUGAAGAAACCUUAUCUUUGGUUACAACGGAUAAUAAUCUAGAUGUUUUAAGUCCAAAUACUGAUGAUCACAUACCUUCCAACCACUCUAUUGAAACAGAUGAAAGUUUUUAUACUGAGUAUAUGCUAGAAUCAAACGAUAUUGUCGAAAUACCUGGUCAGUCGCAAGAGCACGUUGGUGUAACAGAAGAAAUCUUAGGAAACAAAAACGAAACUAUUCCGGACAAACUUGGGGAACUUGAAGGCACUGAUCAAAAAUUAAAUCAAACAACCAUAGUGCCAGAGGUAUUCACUAAUGAAAUGGAAGUUUCAGCGAAUACAGACAAAUCAUCCUCAGCGUUAUCCAAACAAGAUAUCAAAGUUACUGAAAUUUUGACUGAUAACAUCUCUUUAAGCUCAUCAUUACAUAAUGAUACCAAUACCAGUGCUCAUGAGAAGUUAUCUGUAGUAAAAUUUAAACGUCUUGAUAGAAAAAUGUUAUCAAUAUCCAAGAAUAAAAAUUGUGCUAAACUAACAGAUAUGGAAAUAAAGCAUCAAGGUGGUUGGUAUUACAAUCCAACUGAAAUGCAAUGUCAAUAUACAUCUGAUUGUAUUAUAAAUGAUAAUUAUUUCGAAACUAAAAAUGAAUGCGCUGAAACAUGUGAAUACUGGAGAGGUACUGCUCGAUGUCUAGCUCCACCUCAAGCUGGUCAUUUUCAUUGUUCCGCUGUGAAUACAGAAAAGACUAUACGACCAAUUCUAAUGGUUUAUUUCGAUAAAGUCUCUGGAAAAUGUCGCUGGUUUACCUAUUAUGGAUGCGGUGGCAGUGCAAACCGUUUUACAUCUAUAACAGAAUGUGAAGAUACUUGUGGAAAUAAGAUUGCAGAUAAAAUUGUACUUGUGGCCAAUCAGCUUUGUCAAGUGGCUCCAACAACCCAAUUAUUUCCACAAUGGUCAAGAAUAGAAAUGGAUACAUGGAGUGAAAUAGGCCAAGAUGGUCAAUUUUUUUCUAAGGAAACAUCUGAACCUAUUCUAUUUGACAAUCUUACCUAUAUUGACGCUAUGCGCAUUGAACCGGAAUGCUCAAAUGUCGGUCAGCAUGAAUCACGUUGGUAUCUUGAUGUUGAAACAAAUCAGUGUCAGGAAUUUGCAUAUUCUCACUGUGGUGGGUCUUCAAAUAACUUUUUAACACGAGCUGAUUGUGAACAAUUUUGUGGGGCUGCAAAACCUGAUAUAUCAACUAUCUGUAAAUUGAAACCUUCAUUUGGCGAAUGUACCGGAUACAAAACUAUGUGGUAUUAUGAUCCUAAUUGGGUAAUGAAUAUGGAUGGACAAGAUCAUUAUUUAAUUGGUGGCUGUAGACAGUUCAAUUAUUCUGGUUGUGGUGGAAAUAGUAAUCGAUUUCCAACUCAAGCUGCAUGUGAAUUGACAUGUCAAUUUAAUACAAAGGUUGAACUACAAAUUAAUAUUGAUCCUGUGGAACAACUGGAUAAUGUAACGACACAAUAUGAACUUAAUCGAAAUAAAGAUAAUAAUCAGCCAACGAUAGUAAUCACUGAAUCAAACAAAACUAUACAUAAUAAUUUGGUCAAAAAUAUGAUAAAGCUGACUUUAAUGAAUAUCGAUCUUGAACCCUGUCGGCGACAUCCUGUUUUUGGCUUUUGUCGACCAUUAAAUUGCUCUGAAGAACAUCGACGAAAUCAGACAUGCCACUUUUUAAACUUCCAAAGAUGGUUUUUUAAUGCUCAUACUAGUAAUUGUGAAGCAUACAGUUACAGUGGAUGUGGUGCUUCAGAAAACACAUUUGAUGAUGCUCAAGCUUGUCAGGCGGCAUGUAAAGCUAGAAUUGUCAGGCCUGAUAGGGAUCAACGUUGCGAUUCAAACCCACAUAUCAAAAAAUGUUACACACUAUCAGUAAGUGGUAAUCAACAGGAUGUGUCAAGUGAAAAAGAUGUCAUUGCCUUUCAUUUUAGUAUGUCUAGUGCUACAUGUAAAGCAUUUCAUUUAAAUACAAAACGACCUGGUUGUAGUAUGGAACAAUACUUUCCAAAUGGUUACGAUUGUUUACGAGAAUGUGUCAAAUCUUCACCAAAUGAAAAACAUUUACAAAAUCGUUGUUUUGCUCGGAAAACUCAUGUUAUGUGGAACUGCACAGAUCAAAGUAUUAAAACUUAUCGUUGGUCAUAUCUACCUGAAAUUAACCAAUGUGUACGUUUUUCUGAAUGUACAAAUCCCGAUCAAAUAAUUGAACAACCUGGAAAUAAUUUCGCUUCAAGAAGUGAAUGUGAAACUACUUGUAUGGCAUCUAGUUUUGAAGAAGUUUGUCAACUUCCAAAAGAUCCUGGUCCAUGUACAAGUUUUCAAACUCGUUAUUUUUAUGACAGCAAUACAUCAAAAUGUCGAGUAUUUUUAUACGGAGGUUGUUUAGGCAACUUUAAUCGAUUUCUUUCGCGAAAAGAAUGUGAACUAGCAUGUUCUCAAUUUUCAACACAUAUUUUAAGUACAUCAAAUCAUACGAAAUCACAACAAAGUUUAGUGGAAGAAACAUUAGUUGAUUAUGAUGAAUCUCCACCGUUAAGUGCACAGGUAUUUGAGAAGAUGAAACAAAUUACACAACAUCAUACAGAUCGUUAUCCUUGGGAUAUUUGUUUGGAUAGUCAUAGUUAUGGUACAUGUUCACUACCCGGUGGUCAAUAUCAAACAACAAGUGAAUACCCUUAUGUACCAUUAACUCGUUAUUAUUAUGAUCGUCGUUUGGGUCAAUGUCAACCUUAUACAUAUACCGGUUGUGGUGCCCGUGGAAAUCAUUUUGACACAUUAGAAAAAUGUCAAACAGUGUGCGAGAAUCGUUUGAAAAAUCCAAAGUUUGCUCGCUGCCACUUUGAUAAACCAAUCACAAAAUGUCCUGGAAAAAGCGAAUUUCAAAUACCUCAUAAAAAAUUUUCAUUUCGUUUGAGAAGAACAAGUCAAUGGCUUGGAGUAUGGCAAGCAAGGACUGGAAAUCUACCUGAAGGUGUUUAUGCAACUCGAAGUGCAUGUCAGUAUCAUUGCUUACCAAAACCACCCCGAGGAACAGACACACAAAACGUCUGUCAUAUGAACCCGAUUGUAACAGUACCAUUUGGCUGCAAUGCUAUGGUUACUAGAUGGUAUUUCGAACCUAGAGAAACACAGUGUAGAAGCUAUAUAACUUGUCCACAAUAUGGAAAUAACUUUCCUAGUCACAAAGCUUGCCAAGAUAUAUGUACACCUGGACGUCCUAUAGAUGUCUGUCGACUUCCAUAUGAUCAUGGUGGAUGUUCAAACUUUGAAAAACGAUGGUACUAUGACAUGCAUAAACGAAUGUGUUUGCCUUUUACAUACGGUGGAUGCUUUGGAAAUUCCAAUCGUUUUUUAACAAAAGCAGAAUGUGAAGGAUUUUGCAUGGGGAAAGAUGUUUGUAGACUACCUUUACAAAAGAAUUCUACCGACACAAGUUACCCUGAAAGAUUCUAUUAUGAUCAUUCUAGAAAACAGUGUCUUCCAUUUCGUUUCACUGGUCUACUGGCGCAUGGCAACAAUUUCCCAUCACUUAGUGCGUGUAAUGCAACAUGUAUUUAUGUACCAGACAUUGAAGUAAUUGCCGAAAAAAUUAUGCUAAGUUCUAAUUUAAAUACUGAUAAAAAAUCGGAAGAAUCAAACAAAACAUUAAUUCAAGCAUCAUCUAUGGAAAAUCCUACAAAUACGCAACAAAUGACAGAUGAAAGCACUUCAAUAAAUGUUCAUAGAUUACCAAAUGAUAAUAAAAAUAUCUUGUCGGAAAAAUUUCCAUGUUUACCGUUCAUAACUAGUAGUCAAUAUGAUAAUAUGGAUAGACAUACAUUUUGUAACAGUGAAGAUAUAAUUCAUGAAUUAGGUUAUCGAUUUCAAGUAACAUCAAGUGUUCAAGUAACGGAUGAAAUAAUUGAUGGUAUUUGUGUACCCAUUCUAGUACCUAUUUGUUUAAAUGAACCAAAAAGAUUGUACGGGCAGUUAAAUAUAUAUGAAAGUCAAAUGAUUGGACGUGUCUUUAAAACUGAAGCAGAAUGUGAAGCAACUUGUCUACUUAAAAGUAGAUUUAAAAGAAGUAUUAUUAUAAAGGAAAAGUCAUUUAACACGACUAAAAAUGUACAUCAAUUAUUAAGUACGAUUUUGGACAGGAAAUCUAAAUCAUUAGGUGGCUUAAAUGAUUUGGUUUAUCCAACAUUAAACUACAAGAUGAUAACAAACAAGCGAUACAACAACAUAUUCCAUGCAGUCACACACUUUUUCAACCAGUCAAAUUUUAAGAAGACUUUGACAUUAGAGGUGUUAGAAAAUGAACAAAUUAAACUCCCAUGUUGGGUCGUAUCUCAAAACAAACCAUAUGUUCAAUGGAUUCAUAUACUAUCAGGAAAAAGGUAUCCAGUGACAGUUCAUCAUCAUUCUAAAGAUACAAAUAUUUGGAUAUCACAUUUAUUACUACAAAAUACUAAAAAUCAGUUGCAUACAGGAGGGUGGGUUUGUGAAGCUUCCGAUUUAGAAACUACAGACUAUGCAAAAGCUACUAUGAUUUUAAAUGUAGUUUCUAUACAACCAAAUAAAAUACUUGCUAUGAGAUCUCAAAAUGCAGUAUCGUUACAUGAUACGAUCAUGGUACCGAAGGAUGGAUUGGUGUUUCUCAGUUGUCCCCAUAAUCAGUAUUUAGGCGACACUAUAUGGAAGAAAAAUAAAGAAGAGAUUUUUCAGGCAACUUCUGAAUAUCUGAUAAUUCAACAGGCAAAUCCUGAAAUUCACACAGGAAUCUGGAUUUGUGGUAUUAAUUAUGAUAACACUUUUAUUGAACUGUAUAAAUUCAACAUAUCUGUAGGUUAUCCACCAGAACUUCAAAAAACUAACACCAAUUCAUUUGAAUCUAUUUCUCUACAUUCACUUACCUGUCCAAUAAAUACACAGGCGAACCAGCAGGAUAUAUUAAGUGGUUUGAAUGUGAGCAUAUGA
Molecule: messenger RNA, 5508 nt
Organism: Schistosoma mattheei
Lineage: Eukaryota; Metazoa; Platyhelminthes; Trematoda; Strigeidida; Schistosomatidae
Source: the annotation of a GenBank genome assembly